AUGACUCUACAACUGUAUCGAGGUGAUUCCUCAGCGCGCUCUCAUUUGGCACAGAGAGUGAGUGAACGGAGAAGCGCUAUUGUAGAAAAGUACACAGCAGAACUUCGUCCCUCUCUCAAUCUCUCUCGUUCUCCCAUCUGUGGUCCGUUCAUAUCUAUCUCCCUCUAUAUAUCUAUCUAUCUAUCUAUUGAUCACAGUCUAUUCAUUAUCUAUAUAUCUGUCUCAGUAUAUCUAUCUAUCUAUCUAUUACAGUAUAUUCAUUAUGUAUAUAUCUCAGGAUAUUCUUUAUCUAUCUAUCUAUCUAUCUAUCUAUCUAUCUAUCUAUCUAUCUAUGUUCAUAUCAACCUAUCUAUCUACCGAUCGGUCUAUCUAUCACAGUCUUUUCAUUAUCUAUAUAUCUGUCUCAGUAAUCUAUCUAUCUAUCUAUCUAUCUAUCUAUCUAUCUAUCUAUCUAUCUGUUACAGUCUAUUCAUAAUCUAUAUAUCUAAGUAUUCUAUCUAUCUAUCUAUCUAUGUUCAUGUAUACCUAUCGAUCUAUCUAUCACAGUCUAUUCAUUAUUUAUAUAUCUCAGUAAAUUUUUUAUCUAUCUAUCACAAUCUAUUCAUUAUCUAUCUAUCUAUCUAUCUAUCUAUCUAUCUAUCUAUCUAUCUAUCUAUCUAUCACGAUCUAUUCAUUAUCUAUAUAUCUAAGUAUUUUAUCAAUCUAUCUAUCUAUCUAUCUAUCUAUCUAUCUAUCUAUCUAUCUAUCUAUCUAUUCGAGUCUUUCAUUUCUAUCUAUAUAUCUAUGCAUUUCUGUCUGUUCAUUAUCUAUCUAUCUAUCUAUCUAUCUAUCUAUCUAUCUAUCUAUCUAUCUAUCUAUCUAUCUAUGAACAGACUCUAUCUAUCUAUCUAUCUAUCUAUCUAUCUAUCUAUCUAUCUAUCUAUCUAUCUCAAAAUAAUGGUUUGGGCUUAUAACAUUCCUACUCCCGCCUCGCCAAUUGCUACUGACCUAAAAAGUGAACUGAAUAUAGUAAAGGCGUUUUGUUUUUCUUUGUUUAAGACGAAAUAA
Acanthosepion pharaonis is the source of this 1047-nucleotide messenger RNA. Lineage: Eukaryota; Metazoa; Mollusca; Cephalopoda; Sepiida; Sepiidae. The record is from the annotation of a GenBank genome assembly.